AUGGAUGGGCGGAGUGAGCUCUUCUCAGUGUGUUCUGCGGGAGCCCAAGUACAGAGACCAUAUUUACAGGUCCAUGUGACAGCUAUGAGUGGAAUUUUAAAGGGGACGUUGGAAGAAGCUGACAGCGCCUCACCCUGCUCUUCUGUGCAGGAAUCAGAUGAUGACGUUUUUAGCUGUUACAGUGCUGAGAGUCUUGAUAGUGUCAGUCUGUCCACACCUGAUCAUUUACCCGAAAAAAUAAGAGGAUAUCAACAGACUGAAAGAAUAUUUUCAGAAGCAUAGACUCUUCGGAGGAUACUGCAGUUGAUGAGAUCUCAAGGUACAUGUGACAACGCCGCAGCUAUGAGUGGAAUUUUAAAGAGGAAGUUCGAAGAUGUGGACGCCUCCUCACCCUGUUCCUCUGCUCGGGAAUCGGAUGACGACAUCUCCAGCAGCGAAAGUGCUGACAGCGGGGAUAGCGUCAAUCCAUCCACCUCAAACCACUUCACCCCUGCCUCUAUCCUCAAAAGGGAGAAAAGGCUGAGGACGAAGAAUGUGCACUUCAGCUGUGUCACCGUAUACUACUUCACCAGGAGACAGGGCUUCACCAGUGUGCCCAGCCAAGGUGGCAGCACUCUGGGGAUGUCCAGCCGUCACAACAGCGUGCGUCAGUACACCCUGGGCGAGUUUGCAAGAGAACAGGACCGGCUGCACCGGGAGAUGCUGAGAGAACACCUCAGGGAGGAGAAGCUCAACUCUCUAAAACUAAAGAUGACUAAGAAUGGCACUGUAGAAUCUGAGGAAGCCAGCACUCUGACCGUGGAUGACAUUUCCGAUGACGAUAUUGAUUUAGACAACACAGAAGUAGACGAGUACUUCUUCCUGCAACCCCUGCCCACUAAAAAGCGGAGAGCUCUGCUGCGAGCCUCGGGAGUAAAGAAGAUCGACGUUGAGGAAAAACACGAGCUGCGGGCCAUCCGACUGUCUCGGGAGGACUGCGGCUGUGACUGCAGAGUGUUCUGUGAUCCAGAAACGUGUACCUGUAGCCUGGCAGGCAUUAAAUGUCAGGUGGAUCGUAUGUCUUUCCCAUGUGGCUGCACUAAAGAAGGCUGUAGUAACACAGCAGGUAGAAUUGAAUUUAAUCCUAUCCGUGUCCGGACUCAUUUUUUGCACACAAUAAUGAAACUUGAACUGGAGAAGAGCCGAGAGCAGCAAACCCCCACGCUGAACGGCUGCCACGGGGAGAUAAGCACCCACGGUCCUUCCAUGGGCCCUGUCGCUCAUUCUGUAGACUACUCCAUCGCAGACAAUUUCGAGAUUGAAACCGAACCCCAGGCUGCCGUGCUGCACCUACAGGAGGAACUGGAUUGCCAAGGAGACGAGGAGGAAGAGGAGGAAGAUGGAAGCAGUUUCUGCAGUGGAGCUACUGACUCUAGCACCCAAAGCCUGGCCCCCAGUGAAUCAGAUGAGGAAGAGGAGGAGGAAGAAGAAGAAGAGGAAGAGGAGGAGGAAGAUGAUGACGACGACAAAGGAGACGGCUUUGUAGAAGGGCUUGGAGCCCAUACUGAAGUCGUCCCCCUUCCUUCUGUCCUUUGUUACUCUGAUGGCACCGCAGUUCAUGAAAGCCACGCAAAAAAUGCUUCAUUUUACGCUAGCUCUUCAACUCUGUACUACCAAAUAGAUAGCCACAUCCCAGGAACUCCUAGCCAGCUUUCUGACAACUAUUCUGAAAGAGAUACUGUCAAAAACGGUGCCCUUUCGCUGGUGCCUUACGCCAUGACACCGGAGCGAUUUGUUGACUAUGCCAGGCAAGCGGAAGAGGCCUACGGGGCCUCCCACUACCCAGCUGCCAAUCCGUCUGUCAUCGUUUGCUGCCCCACCUCUGAAAACGAUAGUGGGGUGCCCUGUAACCCCUUAUAUCCUGAACACAGGUCCAAUCUUCCCCAAGUGGAAUUUCACUCAUACUUGAAAGGCCCUUCCCAGGAAGGGUUCGUCUCCACCUUGAAUGGCGACAGCCACAUCUCCGAGCAUCCUGCAGAAAAUCCUUUGAGCCUUGCAGAAAAGAGCAGAUUGCAUGAGGAGUGCAUUCAAUCUCCCGUGGUGGAAACGGUCCCCGUUUAGUUGCUUCAAGUAUUCUAUUACAGGACCAAGUCUUCUGUUUAAGGCUUUGUUCUGCCUUUGCUGGGCUCAUCGUUGUUUAAACCUGAAGACCAAGAAUAUGUGGACUGUGAUUAAUCUUCCAGACAGUAUUUCCUUCCUUCCUUUCUAGCUUCCCAACUGUGGCGUGGCACAAAUACAGUCGCUAUGGGGAUUUUAAACGAUUCUGAGCUGUUUUGAUAGAAAAUGCUAAAUUUAAAAAAAAAAUGCAUAUCUCACAGUUGCCUACCUGUCAAACUGUGUGAAACCUGCCAAGCUAUGCAGAUCAUAGCUCCAAGUUUUAGAUUACCGGGCCUGUGCAAGAUUGUUAACUAAGACUAGAAAACAAGCAGAUUUAGAGUCCUAAUUUUUCGAUAUAUCUGAAGAUGACGGUGACUUUUUAAUGUAAAAGUAAUUAUUGUAAGAAAAAAAAGAUUGAAUCGU
Molecule: messenger RNA, 2559 nt
Organism: Grammomys surdaster
Lineage: Eukaryota; Metazoa; Chordata; Mammalia; Rodentia; Muridae
Gene: Csrnp3
Product: cysteine and serine rich nuclear protein 3
Exons: 7
Coding region: 307-2100 (597 amino acids)
Biological process (GO): regulation of transcription by RNA polymerase II
Cellular component (GO): nucleus
Molecular function (GO): sequence-specific DNA binding; DNA-binding transcription factor activity, RNA polymerase II-specific
Source: RefSeq, a predicted model, not a curated record